AUUCUCAUCCCCAUCGCCUUUUCCUUUUCCUUUUCCUUCUUGACUUCGUCCAUCUCUUGUCAAUCUUUAGUUGAAUCCUACAUCUACAUAGAUAUUCUCCCGAUCAUCAUGACUGGAUCAGCGCAAACCUCGGCUCACAAUGCUAACCGUACAAACGGUGAUCUCAAGAAUCGAGAAAAUAUCGUGCAGUAUGCCAAAUUCUGGAACAAAGAUCACACCAAGAACACCCAAGCAGACGAUGUCAAGAGACGUGAUGAAUACGAAGGUAUGGUCAACGGCUACUAUGAUGGUGUGACCGAUUUAUUUGAAUACGGUUGGGGAAAGAACUUUCAUUUCUGCCGAUUUUACAAGGGUGAACCUUUCUUACAGGCCAUUGCUCGACAUGAGCACUACCUAGUUUCUCAGAUGGGUAUCAAGGCCGAUAUGAAAGUAUUGGAUGUGGGUGCUGGAGUUGGUGGACCGGCUCGAGAGAUCGCAGUCUUUACCGAUGCUAAUAUCAUUGGUAUCAACAACAACAUCUUCCAAGUCGACCGUGCAACAAAAUACACCAAAGACGCUGGCCUGUCUCACAAGAUCACCUACGAAAAGGGUGAUUUCAUGCAUAUGGCCGAGCAAUUUGGUGAAAACACAUUUGACGCUGUCUAUGCGAUCGAAGCCACUUGCCAUGCGCCGGUCUGCGAGGGCGUCUAUGGUGAGGUGUACAAGGUCUUGAAACCAGGCGCCAUUUUCGGAUUCUAUGAGUGGUGUAUGACCGACAAAUAUGACAAGGACAACGUCGAUCAUCAACGGAUUCGACACGAGAUUGAAUUGGGUGAUGCGAUUGCUGAGAUUCGGACCAUUGCCCGUGCCACCGAAGGACUCAAGGCUGUCGGGUUCGAGAUCCUACGUUCCGAAGACUUAUCGACUCGUGAUGACGCUCUGCCCUGGUAUUACCCACUUCGUGGUAACCUCAACGAUGUCCAGACAGUAUGGGAUUAUCUUACUAUGCUUCGCUUAACCCGUGUGGGUCGUGGCUUUACCCAUUAUGCCUGUGUUGCCGCCGAAGCCGCUGGCCUCAUACCUAAGGGGACUACGGCUUGUGGUGAAACUCUAAAUAUCGCCGCAGAAGCCCUUGUUGUUGGAGGUGCAGCUGGUGUAUUUACACCUAUGCAAUUGUUCAUUUGCCGCAAACCACUUUAAAGAGAGGAAAAGGAAUCAAAAUAGGACCUGAUCGGUUGUGCGCAACUCGAGAAGGUCCGCUCUGUGAUCUCGAUACUGAAAUUUUUACCGUUACUGUUCUUGUCUCCCUCUCAAAAUAAUCUCGAUAUAGUGCUUGAUUUAUUCCAACUGCUUGGGGCUCUUUUCCACUGUCGUUGUCUGAUUGGCUGUUUGUUAAUUGCUUUUUAUGUACAGCUCGACUUGGACUUUCUAUCUUUCUCGUCUUGAUAUCCUCAUGUUCGUGAUGUGUUUGGCUCAAUCAUGAAUUCUUUCACGUCUUUCUGUUAUCCACAUCUAUUCGCCUUGACUACCAAGUGUGAUGUGAGAUCAAGUGGUUAUUGAAUUGUUCAGCUGUAUUGCCUAAAAUCUUUGACUCGGCAUUUUAUCGAGAGCAGAGUUGGGUCAUCCAACAGCGUGCAAUAAGGCACAUCAAAGUCAG
Melampsora larici-populina 98AG31 is the source of this 1636-nucleotide messenger RNA. RefSeq lists its product as uncharacterized. Gene Ontology annotation, molecular function: sterol 24-C-methyltransferase activity. The coding region runs from base 109 to 1179 and encodes 356 amino acids. Gene Ontology annotation, cellular component: endoplasmic reticulum. Gene Ontology annotation, biological process: ergosterol biosynthetic process. The transcript is spliced from 5 exons. The record is from RefSeq and is a predicted model, not a curated record. Lineage: Eukaryota; Fungi; Basidiomycota; Pucciniomycetes; Pucciniales; Melampsoraceae.